AUGCAAGAUGACAGAAUUCAAGCUCAACUAUACCUUGGCCCCGGGCCAUAUAAUAUUGAAACAAGAUACAAACCCUAUCAAGUAUUAGAUGACCACCGAGUCCGCCACGUUGUCUGGUUUGAGGAUGCUCUAUCCCACUAUGGCGUUCCUACGGUUUCGUUUGAUCUAUACAUCCUCGUCGAGGACAUCGAUCUAGCCGUCCAUGUUCUUGCCCAGGAGGGGUGGACUUUCGAUAUGCAGGGGCCUCAUCUCAUUGGGAAUGCAGAGGUAGAUUUGGCGGACCAGCCUCAACAGCGAUUAAUAUCCCCCGAUGGCCAGUGGAGAACCGUCCUCCUCCCCGCUACAGACUGGAAGUUUCCUCUCACCUCCGACACGCGACUAGAAUACCAUGCACCGUUCGAAGACCAUCCGUCACACAAGGUGCCAUUUCCACCACUGGCAGGCCUCCUAGAUGCACUGAUCGAAAGCUGGUUGGAAUGUUCGAACGACGAUGCCAUGCUAUCGAUUGUUUUGGCUUGUCAGAUCUCCUAUCUCUACGCGCACGUUCCGGCCGUGAAGCAGAAGUUGUUUGCGGAACAAAUGAGAUACGAACAUCGCCAGUAUCACUACGACGUAUUGGCAGGGAUGGAGAGCCGGCACGUUGCCGUUUCGACGGCACCAGCGGCCGACUCGUGA
Molecule: messenger RNA, 675 nt
Organism: Aspergillus affinis
Lineage: Eukaryota; Fungi; Ascomycota; Eurotiomycetes; Eurotiales; Aspergillaceae
Exons: 2
Coding region: 1-675 (224 amino acids)
Source: RefSeq, a predicted model, not a curated record